AUGAGCUUCCCCCAUCCCAGCCCUCCACCCAGCUGGGGGCCAUUCCUGGCUGCCCCCUCAUGGGCCCCUUGGCUCUGUUGGUUUGAGAGAAGCCCCGGCCUCCUUCCAAAGCCAGCUCGGGGUCACUGCCCGUCCUUCCCUCCCCAUCAUCCUGUACCCCCUCCCCGCCAGCCCCCGGAUGGAGGGAGGUCAUGCACUGGUUCACUUCGGUCUGUACCUGCCCAGCUCCAGCCCUGCCCCGGGCACAAGGGGCCCCUUGUCACAGCUGCUGCUGCUGCUGAUGUUAAGGCCUCGAGAGGAGCUGACACAGCCCAAGACUUCAUCUGCAGCUCUGGGGACAGCAGCAGAGAAAGGUCCUCGGUAAACGGAGCGCGUGCAGAGGAGGGCGACCAGGAUGGGAGGAGCCUGGAGUCCGAGCUGGCGGAGGACCAGAACUGGUUCCCCACCUCGGUCAGACCUGUGUUGCCCAUAUGGCCCCUGCACCUGCUGAUGACUGAAGGAAGGUCUGUCCACCCAGAGCCUUAUCCCAGUUCUGGGAUAAUUCUACCAUUUCUCAGGAUGCCACUGGAGUUCCGAUUUACCUUUUCAUAUCAGGCUGUUUAGUCUGCUCUGCUUGCCACCUGGAUUUUGCAGGUUUGGACUUCUAAGAUUCUGGACCUUAUCACUGGUGGGCUCCUUUCUUGGAUUCUCUGUCUUACAAACUCUUGGUUCACCCUUCCUGUUUUUGGAGCACCUGCAGGGCCCUGCCCAGGACCACUGGGUCCUCAUUUUAAAGUCUCCACAAGACCGUCCUUUUACUCCUUCCAUCAGGUGGGAAGCUGUCAUUCCUAUAAUUUAAGCUGUGGUCUGGAAACCCAAAGGCCAUUCUCAAGUACCAAGUUCACAUGGCUGGCCAUUCACUCCAUUUCUCUCAUUUUCUGUAGGUAGGAGUGAGGAAAAUACCUUCUGGACCCAAAUAGCCCUCUUGGUCAAUAGUUACUACUGCAUAGAGAUUUUUUCUAAUUCCUUCGGGCAAUAUCAUUUGUGUCCACAUGACCCACUGGAGCUACCAGGUUAACAAAUCUUGGGUUUCUCUCUGCCAAGUCCCAGAUAUAUACCCUGGGAAGACAGCAGAUCCCCUCAUCAUCAGGGCCUCAGGACCCUUCAGCAGGGAGUCGUCAGCUACUACCAGUCAAUCAGCCAGUCAACAACCAUUUAUUAAGCUAGGUGGUGCAGCUAUGUGGAGCACCAGGC
Molecule: messenger RNA, 1233 nt
Organism: Vombatus ursinus (common wombat)
Lineage: Eukaryota; Metazoa; Chordata; Mammalia; Diprotodontia; Vombatidae
Exons: 6
Coding region: 1-603 (200 amino acids)
Source: RefSeq, a predicted model, not a curated record